AUGGAUAUAAAUGGAGUAAAUUGGUCAGGAGAUUUCGAUGGCGAAGAAUUUGAACUUCCUGUUGGAAAAUCCCAUGUCUGUGGAUGCCAUUGGCGUUGUAACGAUGGCGAACCAGACUACAUUUUAUUAUUUUUACACGGUUUGUGCAAUUGUGUUGCUUUUAAUGCCAAUUUUUUAAGAGAAAUACCAAAUCAUAAAGGAGCUGCACUAGCCACAGAUCAUUUAGGUAACGGAAAAUCGCCAGGAAUUCGUUCUUACACAACAGUUUGGGAAAUAAUCGAAGAAACGAAAGAACUCAUACAAUAUGCCGCAAUUCUAUAUCCUUCUAAACCCAUAUUCCUUAUGGGUCAUUCGUUAGGAGGAUUAGCUGCUUUAACAUUCGCACUUAAACAUUCAACAGAAGUAAAUAUGCUUGCGGGUAUUAUAUUGCAUGCGCCUUGGCUUGAAACUACUGGUAUUUUAAAGCAAAAUAUCGUAAUGAAAUCGUUUUUAACAAUUUCAAAUUUAAUCUAUCCGAGUUUACAACUAGAUACUGGAUUAGAUGUAAGGAAAUCAUGUUACCAUGAUGGGUAUAAAGAGAUGGUGCUCCAAUCUCCUUACGUUAACAAAUAUAUCACUCCUUAUCUCUUGAAAUCAGUAUUUGAGGCCAUGAACUUUUGUAAAGAUAACGAUAAUCUAUAUCCGACUGGUUUACAUAUGUUAUUCAUUCAGGGAAUGAUUGAUAACCUUGUUAUUCCUAUAAAUAACAUUAACUGGGCCAAAUCUAUGAAAGAACGAUUUCCAGAUACUCAUAUUGAGGUCGUUGAUUUCAAAAAUGGGCCUCAUGAUACAACAAAAUACGAUACAAGAAAAUCUUCUCUUACGAAGCUUUUCCACUUCAUCAAUACUGUUAUCAGUAUGAAGAAGUAA
Messenger RNA from Trichomonas vaginalis G3, 909 nucleotides. RefSeq names its product acylglycerol lipase protein. The transcript has a single exon. The record is from RefSeq and is a predicted model, not a curated record. The coding region runs from base 1 to 909 and encodes 302 amino acids. Gene Ontology annotation, cellular component: membrane. Lineage: Eukaryota; Parabasalia; Trichomonadida; Trichomonadidae. Gene Ontology annotation, molecular function: lipase activity.